This is a messenger RNA of Aspergillus nidulans FGSC A4, 1521 nucleotides long. Its product is annotated as 3-oxoacid CoA-transferase. Bases 1 to 1521 code for a protein of 506 amino acids. The record is from RefSeq and is a predicted model, not a curated record. Gene Ontology annotation, biological process: ketone body catabolic process. The transcript is spliced from 3 exons. NCBI's taxonomy places the organism in Eukaryota, Fungi, Ascomycota, Eurotiomycetes, Eurotiales, Aspergillaceae. Gene Ontology annotation, molecular function: CoA-transferase activity; succinyl-CoA:3-oxo-acid CoA-transferase activity.
AUGGCACGACCCGUCCCCGCGGUCGUCCGGCCGUUCGCCGUAUGGCGACGGCAAUUCUCCGCCUCAUGCUCACGACCAGCUGUUGACAAGCGGUGCAAUUCGGCUGCCGAAGCCAUCAAAGACAUGAAGGGCCCGGCGACGGUCCUUGUUGGAGGGUUUGGAUUCUCCGGUGUACCUAAUACUCUGAUUAAUGCCGUCCGUGACCGGCCCGACAUCAAGAACCUGACCGUUGUUUCCAACAACGCCGGUAUGCCCGGUGCUGGUCUCGGCCAGCUGCUUGAGACUGGACAGAUUAGCAAGAUGAUUGCCUCGUUCAUCGGUGAAAACAAAGUCUUCGAGAAGAUGUAUCUCAGCGGAGAGCUUUCUUUGGAAUUGACUCCCCAGGGUACCAUCGCUGAAAAAUGCGCUGCUGGUGCUGCUGGUGUCCCUGCUUUCUAUACCCCUGCUGCUUAUGGAACUAUUGUACAAACUGGUGAACUCCCCGUGCGCUACAACAAGGACGGAACGGUUGCGGAAUACUCCAAGCCCAAGGAGACUCGUGAAUUCAACGGCAAAUCUUACAUCCUGGAAGAAGCGAUUUUCGGUGAUUACGCUCUGAUCAAGGCCGACAAGGCCGACAAGCUCGGUAACUGUCAAUUCCGCAAGGCUCAGAACAACUUCAACGAGGCCAUGGCCAAGAACGCCAAGUACACCAUCGUUGAAGCCGACGAGAUUGUCGAGGUCGGCGAGCUCCGCCCGGAAGAGAUUCACGUACAGGCCAUCUACGUCAACAAGGUUAUCAGGAGCACGGAAAAGAAGCAGAUCGAGAAGCUCACCUACGCCAAGGAUCCUAGCGAGAUGCUCCAGGCUGGCUCUGGCGAUGCCACUGCCCGUCGUGAGCGUAUCGUCAAGCGCGCUGCUAAGGAAUUCGAGGAUGGCAUGUACGUCAACCUCGGUAUCGGAAUGCCUCUGAUCGCUCCCUCCUACCUUCCUGAAGGUGUUGAGGUCUUCCUGCAGGCCGAGAACGGUAUCCUUGGUCUGGGUGGCUACCCCAAGCCCGGUGAGGAGGACCCUGACUUGAUCAACCCCGGAAAGGAGACCGUCACCCUUGCCAAGGGUGCUUCCCUGUUUGGUUCCCACGAGAGUUUCGGCAUGAUCCGCGCUGGCCGCAUUGACCUGACCAUGCUUGGUGCGCUGCAAGUCAGCCAGUACGGAGACCUCGCCAACUUCAUGCUUCCCGGUAAGGUCAAGGGUGUCGGCGGUGCCAUGGACCUGGUCGCCAACCCCGAGAAGACCAAGGUUAUCGUCACUAUGGAACACACCGACAAGAAGGGCAACCCCAAGAUUCUCUCUCAGUGCUCGUUCCCUCUUACUGGACCCCGCUGCGUGUCCAAGAUCAUCACCGACCUUGCUGUGUUUGAGGUCAGCACGACCGAGGGUCUCACCCUUGUCGAGCACGCCGAGGGCGUGACUGUGGAUGAGAUCCGCAGCAAGACGGAGGCUCCGUUCAAGGUUGCGGCUGACCUGAAGCCGAUGCUGUAA